UAUAAGUGGGCAGCAGGAGAUGGGACAGAGCUGGUGAUGGCGUUUCCUUGUCACCCUGAUACGAAGUAGUCCGUGUGAUGUCAGCUAAAUGUAAGAGAGUGAUCUCGCGCUGAUGAGGACGUCCGCUUCCAAAAUGUGACAGAGCAGUCACGCUGCUAUCUCCGAAUACAUCUGCAGUCGCUUUACAAAAAGGAGGCGAGGACAGGGCUGCUGGUCGGCUGCUCACAUCAAGUUUGGUACACAAAAUGACAAGUUCUCUUCCUUUGGGAACGGUGAUGUCUUGCCCACGAUUAGACAGCGGUAGGAACGGAGGGUCCGCCGCCCCAAAAGCCCUGGCCUUCUCCAUUGACCGGAUCAUGUCUAAGACCUCGGAACCCAAGGGCAAUUCGGAUGAGCGGCGAGGAGUGGGGUCUUCGGAAGGAAAGAGGAUGCUAGGACUCUGCUCACCUAUACCGUGCAUGAUUCCCCUGCAACCUUUUAGCUACGACUUACAAGCCAAGGCGCUGAUGAACUACUCCGAAUUUUGGAAAGCUAAUUUCAGGGGAACAUUAUGCACUUCUGCUGCGAUGUGCAAAGCCAACUGCGGAAUGUGUGGCAAAACGGACUUGGGGUUGAAGCACUCUUUAUUACCCGGGAGCAGGGUGAUUAAACCCCAAGUCAUCCAUCAGGCGGUGGCGAUGCCCACCAAUGGCUCUCUUUACUAUUUCAACUACCUGGACUCUGCAUACCACCAGUCUGAGCUGCUAACCGGACAUUUGUUUUCCUCGGCCCUGGCCAGCUCUCAAGCCCAGGCCAAUCUCAGUACGCAUCAGAAACUGCUACUGCUGGAGAACGCCAAACUCGCCAACGUUUCGGCUGAGAAAUUUCCGACACCUCAGUACCCACACAAGGAGCAUCUCCCAGGCCAACUCGACCAGAUUGUGAAGGAAAACCAUAGCCUUAGCUCGGAGAAAAAUGGAGUGAAAGUGCACACCAAGCUCAACAACAGCUCAAUGGACGGAAAACCCAAAAACUUCACAUGCGAAGUGUGUGGAAAGGUGUUCAACGCUCAUUAUAAUUUGACACGACACAUGCCAGUGCACACCGGCGCUAGGCCGUUCGUGUGUAAAGUGUGCGGGAAAGGAUUCCGCCAGGCCAGUACAUUGUGCAGACACAAAAUCAUUCACACACAGGAAAAGCCUCAUAAAUGUAACCAGUGUGGGAAGGCGUUCAACAGGAGCUCAACGCUGAAUACUCACAUACGAAUACACGCGGGGUACAAACCAUUCGUUUGUGAAUUCUGUGGGAAAGGAUUUCAUCAGAAAGGAAAUUACAAGAACCACAAGCUGACGCACAGCGGUGAGAAACAGUACAAGUGUUCCAUCUGUAACAAGGCCUUCCAUCAGAUCUACAACCUAACCUUCCACAUGCAUACGCACAAUGACAAAAAGCCCUUCACGUGCGGGACUUGUGGGAAAGGCUUCUGCAGAAACUUUGACCUGAAAAAACACAUAAGGAAGUUGCACGACAAUUACUCAUGUAGGCCCGUAUCUACGUCGACCGAUUCUUCCAGGGGACCCCAAAGUUGAGUUUUUCCAUUCCAUUUCCAUUGACAGUUUAUUAUGACUGCACCAUGCAGUGCACAUUUAAAUUUUUCUUCAGUUUUCAGUUAGUAAAGAAAACAUCAAAUGACAGCUGAAAUAAGUAAAACUGAAUUUCAUUAAAAAUAGGAAAACCUUAACGCAUAAAACAUCGAAACGAUGGGCAAUGAUUGGCUAGAAUGCUCUCAGACCCGCCUUGUAGUAAUAUUUACGCACUGUCUUCACGAUGAUCAUCCUCUGCACAAACUAUUCUACUUCUGAAAAAUGAAAAUAGGCUAUACCUACGAGGGAAAUGGUUCUGGCAGGAGCUGUAGGUUUGUAUAAAGUACUAAAGUAUGUGAUUUAAUUAUAACAUCGGGAAAAGGCUAUUGAGUAAAUAUGCUAGUGCAAUGGCGGUCUGUUUUAAUUAAACGGUGGAUAGCCUGAAUUAAGACAGUUUUGUAUUUUAAGUUUAUAUUACUUCAUAUGAAAAAAUAUAAUUAUAAACCUAAUGAGGCGCACUGACGAAUUUUGCACUGUUGCACUGCCGUAAAUCUGAACCUGAAUGGAAUCAUGUCAUAUGCCUAAAUAUUUAUGAACUAUUUCAUGACAAUUUGUAAAUGGGAAAAUUCAGGAAGAACUGUUUUCCGUUUUUUUUUAUUGCA
This is a messenger RNA of Esox lucius (northern pike), 2224 nucleotides long. It is a transcript of the gene fezf2, whose product is annotated as FEZ family zinc finger 2. The transcript has 5 exons. Bases 246 to 1568 code for a protein of 440 amino acids. Gene Ontology annotation, cellular component: nucleus. The record is from RefSeq and is a predicted model, not a curated record. NCBI's taxonomy places the organism in Eukaryota, Metazoa, Chordata, Actinopteri, Esociformes, Esocidae.